GUCACAAAAAAGAACCUGAACUGAAACGCAACCUUUUUCUCAAUUAUAUUCAUCUUCUACGAGAGAGAAAGAGAGCGAACACACUAAAAAACAAUGGCCGGAGAAAGCAUUUCUGCUAAAAGAUGGCUUCCUCUCGAAGCUAACCCUGAUGUUAUGAACCAGUUCCUUUGGGGACUUGGUGUCCCACCUGAUGAGGCAGAGUGCUAUGAAGUUUAUGGAUUAGAUGAAGAACUCUUGGAGAUGGUUCCGAAGCCAGUGCUUGCUGUUCUGUUUCUUUACCCCAUUACAUCAUUGACUGAAGAAGAAAGAAUAAAGGAGGACAGCAAACUUAAGGAUCCUGCAACUGGAGUUUACUUCAUGAAACAAACUGUUGGAAAUGCCUGUGGAACUGUAGGGCUUCUCCAUGCGGUUGGUAACAUGUCUUCGGUGAUAAAACUUGUUGAGGGCUCAUACCUGGACAAUUUCUUCAAGACCACGAAAAACAUGGAUCCGUUAGAGCGUGCAGUGUAUCUUGAAAAUGAUAGGGAAAUGGAAGUUGCUCAUUCUGUUGCAGCUUCUGGUGGCGAAACAGAGGCUAGAGAUGAUGUGGACAACCACUUUAUCUGUUAUACAUGUGUGAAUGGGCAACUUUAUGAGCUUGAUGGAAGAAGGUCAGGACCAGUCUCACAUGGUUCAUCCUCCCCAGACAGUCUGUUACAGGACGCUGCUAAAGUGAUUAAGAAGAUGUUCGAACAAAACCCAAAUUCCCUCAACUUCAGCGUGAUGGCCAUCUCCAAGAGAGCUUGAGCUGAGCGGAAUGAUGGAGUGAUGAUGGACCUUUUUUGCUUGAGACUUCUAAUGAUUAGAUAGUUUUCAUUUCAGAAGCAGCAUUUUACUGUACGAAUAGACUGUCUCGCUACUCUGUUUGAUUUUCCAUCUCUCAGCUGAAUGAUCCUUUCUAACAGGCGAUGGAAUGAUCCUUUCUAAGAGGCGAUUGAAUGAUCCUUUCAAACAGGCGAUGGAAUGAUCCUUU
Oldenlandia corymbosa var. corymbosa is the source of this 1012-nucleotide messenger RNA. The record is from the annotation of a GenBank genome assembly. NCBI's taxonomy places the organism in Eukaryota, Viridiplantae, Streptophyta, Magnoliopsida, Gentianales, Rubiaceae.